Molecule: messenger RNA, 495 nt
Organism: Trypanosoma rangeli
Lineage: Eukaryota; Euglenozoa; Kinetoplastea; Trypanosomatida; Trypanosomatidae
Exons: 1
Coding region: 1-495 (164 amino acids)
Source: RefSeq, a predicted model, not a curated record
AUGGGACGGUGCCUCGCUAUGCCUGUGGCAGGGCCAUCGUUGGUGUUGGUAUUGGUGGUGGGCAGGAAGCGUAGGAGGUGGUGGGGGGACCGGUGCACACUUUACCGUGGCCCGUUGACAAGGAUGGUCAUGCGCCCCUCUUCCAUGGUGUUGGGUCGUGCGUUGCUGCCGACGCCCUUCUCUCAUCAGCCGGUGGCGCUCCCACUUGUUCCGUCACUGCGGCGCCUGCUGCGGGAGGUGCAGCCGCGAGAUGAGGGCAGCCGCGAGGAGGUGGUGACGGCGAUGCUGGAGAAACUCCCCGCCCAGUGUGAUAGAGUGAAGAAGGACAUGCUGCACGCACGCUAUGCGAGUAGGUACUACCGCAGUCGCUACGGAAGAGGGCUGGAGACGCGGCGAAAGCAACUAAAAAAACUGCUGGAGAUGUCGGACGAUGAGGUGAGGCUAUGGGCCCAGGCUCGAUGUAUCCCGGUGCGAGAUCCACUGUCGCCGCCAUGA